Messenger RNA from Miscanthus lutarioriparius, 552 nucleotides. Lineage: Eukaryota; Viridiplantae; Streptophyta; Magnoliopsida; Poales; Poaceae. The record is from the annotation of a GenBank genome assembly.
AUGGCAGUCGCGGCAGUCGGCGGCGGCGGCACCGGCGCGUCCCUCGCCGCCGCAUUUCCUCUGAUCCACCGCGGCGGCAAGGCGGACCAGCCGCACGAGUGCCGCAUGUGCGGCAAGGUGUUCGCCACGGGGGUGGCGCUCGGCGGUAACAUGAGGGUGCACUACACCGGCCCGCCUAUCGUGCCCACCAGGAAGAACAAGAAGAGGUGCCUCGCGCCCCCGCCGCCUCCGACGCCCGCGGAGGGAGGCAUCGCGGUCGCGGCGGCGCCACCGGAGGCGGCGGUGGGACUCUCGCUCGCGCUGUCGAUCAAGGCGGAGGAAAACAUCGCGGCGGCGCCCCCGGUGGCGGCGGCAGGACUCUCGCUCGCGCUGUCGAUCAAGGCGGAAGAAGAGCCGCCGUCGACGCCGCCUGCUGCGACAGCCGGAGGAGCUGUUAGAGCGGUGCGUCUCUUUGGCAUUGAUAUUAGCCCGCAAGUGCAGCAGGCGCCAUUGCAGCAGGGCUCCGGCGGCACGACGGAGGAUUCUUCGUCCACCGGUCAGCAACAACAUUAG